UUUUCUUUUUCUUUAUGAGUUAUCAUUAUCAAUCUAUUAAUGAAUCAAUCACAAGUGAUGGCUAUGAAACAAAGACUUCAAUCAUCAUUCAUGAAAUAUCAGAGGCAGAAGCAUCCAGUUUGUGUGUAGAGGAAAGAUCUCAAUAUGAAAUUUUGGAUGAGGAUCAGUUGACUGAAUACGACUUUUUGGCACUCGAAGAAGAGGAUGAGACUGAAAGCGAAUCCGAUAUAGAAUAUCAUUGGUUUCCAUCACUCAUGAGGAACUCGUUCAUUGAGUUCUUGAGUGACAACGACGACGAGAGUUUGGUAUCAGACGAUGCUAGUGAAGCCAUUGUUGAAGAAGAAAAAGAUGAUGAUUUAGAUGAAAACAUGUACAUAGCAAGCCAUGGUAAACGAUCUCCUCGUUAUAGAUAUCAACAAAACAAGAGGAUAAAAAGAGAUCAGGUUCCGGUAGAAGUGAUUCAUAUUGUUCUUUAAAUUAUGCACUUUUUUAAAAAAAGAAAUAAAUGAUUAAAACUACGCCUUUAACUGUCCUUUUCAGCCACCCCUUUUCUU
Messenger RNA from Rhizopus microsporus ATCC 52813, 554 nucleotides. RefSeq lists its product as uncharacterized. The record is from RefSeq and is a predicted model, not a curated record. Bases 15 to 476 code for a protein of 153 amino acids. The transcript has a single exon. Lineage: Eukaryota; Fungi; Mucoromycota; Mucoromycetes; Mucorales; Rhizopodaceae.